AUGGUAAAAUACUACUCAACUCGUGGUAAAGAUAAAGGAUCACACACACCAGAUUUGGCCAUGUCACUCAACAGUUUAUAUAAUGCUCUUUCGGAUCUCGGACAGCACUCGGAGGCGCUUCCAUUCAUUGAAGAAAGCAUCAACCUCUACCACCAGUUGGUUGCCAUUCACCCAGAAUCAUACACACCGGAUUUGGCCAUGUCACUCAACAAUCUACGUAAUGCUCUUUCCCAUCUCGGACGGCACUUGGAGGCGCUUCCAUUCAUCGAAGAAAGCGUCAAACUCUGCCGCCAGUUAGUUGCUGUUCACCCAGGAUCAUACACCCCGAAUUUGGCCAUGUCACUCAACAAUCUACAUAAUGCUCUUUCCCAUCUCGAACGGCACUCGGAGGCGCUUCCAUUCAUCGAAGAAAGUGUCAAACUCUGCCGUCAGUUAGUUGCUGUUCACCCAGGAUCAUACACACCGGAUUUGGCCAUGUCACUAAACAAUCUAUAUUUAACUCUUUCGGAUCUCGGGCGGCACUCGGAGGCGCUCCCAUUCAUUGAAGAAUGUGUCAAAAUCCGGCGCCAGCUAGUCGGCGUUAACCCAGGAGCAUACACCACAAAGUUGGUCGAUUCACUCGAGAAUCUACGUGAUGCUCUUUCCAAUCUCGGCCGUCAUUCCGAGGCACAAAUGGUUCACAUUUGA
Molecule: messenger RNA, 687 nt
Organism: Cantharellus anzutake
Lineage: Eukaryota; Fungi; Basidiomycota; Agaricomycetes; Cantharellales; Hydnaceae
Exons: 2
Coding region: 1-687 (228 amino acids)
Molecular function (GO): protein binding
Source: RefSeq, a predicted model, not a curated record